This is a messenger RNA of Lepisosteus oculatus (spotted gar), 3289 nucleotides long. RefSeq names its product solute carrier family 5 member 8, like (gene slc5a8l). The record is from RefSeq and is a predicted model, not a curated record. Gene Ontology annotation, cellular component: membrane; extracellular exosome. Gene Ontology annotation, molecular function: organic acid:sodium symporter activity. NCBI's taxonomy places the organism in Eukaryota, Metazoa, Chordata, Actinopteri, Semionotiformes, Lepisosteidae. Gene Ontology annotation, biological process: sodium ion transport; propanoate transmembrane transport.
GUCAUGGGCCCAGGUAACACUUUUCUGCUAUGUUGAGACUUUAAAGAAGGGUUGGCUCAAUGGAUGAACAACAGGUAGUUGGUUUCUUUUCAUAGCAUUCCAAUUGAAAGACCACACUUAGUUGAUAAGAAGUUGACAAAAUCAGGCCAAGCUAUAAAAGGUCUGUUCAGGUCUUCUUAGAAGCAGUUAUAACCUUAUUAAUAAAAUGCCAAAAUUCUUGUAGCUGCACACGUGUAUUAGUGAGGUGAACGGUGUUUGUAUUUUAGGAAAUAAUUCUGUUUUGAGUGAGAUUCGUAUUUUAUACCGUUUCAUAUUUUAUCCAUGGUAUUCAAAGUAAUAGAAGAAUCGAAGGUUGUUUGAAAGGGUGCUAAAAAAAUCUAAAAGGGACUGACUGCAUUUUAAUCUGCUAGGAGUCUCACAAACUCUUUCUUAUUAUUUCAUGGUUUUAUAUGUAAAAUAUGUUUUCUCUUAUGUUUUUGGAUUGAAAUAGUAUAGACAAAUCUGACCAGCUUUUUUUAAGACAGCUGUUGUAGGAAUUCCAGUGCGAGACAGAGGCUAUACGCUAAACCAUAACAGCUUGAAAAAUUGUUAAACGUAUAACACCGUUUGAGUUAUUGGUUUCUCUAGGAAUACGUUACGUGGUGACUGACACAGAAGCCUGGGUUAGUGUUGGGGAUUUAUUAACAAUGGUUGGGACAGGAGGCCCUGUUGCCCUGUUCUCUGUGUGGGACUAUGUAGUUUUUGUAGCCAUUGUCUUGGGGGCUGCAGCCAUUGGACUGUACCAGGCCUUCUCAGGGCGCACUCAGUCCAGCAGCUCGGAGUUUCUGCUGGGGGGACGUCAGAUGACUGCAGUGCCUGUUGCCAUGUCUCUGACUGCCAGCUUCAUGUCUGGCAUCACUGUCAUUGGCACACCAGCUGAGGCCUACAGAUUUGGAGCUGCUUUCUGGCUUUUUGCUUUUGCCUACACCAUUAUGUCGACCAUCACCGCUGAAAUCUUCGUGCCCGUCUUCUAUCGCCUUGGGAUCACUAGCACGUACGAGUAUUUAGAGAUGCGAUUCAACAGACUGACACGAAUAAUUGGUACCACUAUGUACAUUUUCCAGACUGCACUGUACACGGGAAUGGCGAUUUAUGCUCCAGCACUUGCUUUGGAACAAAUCACAGGACUUAAUCUGUGGGGAGUGCUGGUUGCCACAGGAACAGUCUGCAUCAUCUACUGCACACUGGGAGGCCUGAAGGCAGUGAUCUGGACUGACGUCUUUCAGAUGGUCGUCAUGCUGGCGGGGUUUGUAGCGGUCAUUGCCAGAGGCAUGGUCGUCACAGGAGGCCUGCACAAGAUCUGGAAUGACUCAUACAACGGGGGUCGGCUGAAUGCAUGGGACUUUGAUCCCGACCCUUUGAAGCGCCACACUUUCUGGACAAUUGUAGUUGGUGGAAGCCUGAUGUGGACCUCCAUGUAUGCUAUCAACCAGUCCCAGGUGCAGAGGUACAUCUCUUGUCAGACCAUGGUCCACGCCAAAUUAUCAUUGUACGUGAACAUGGUUGGGCUGUGGGUCACUGUGACCCUGGCAAUGAUAUCUGGUCUCACCAUGUACUCAAUUUACAAGAACUGUGACCCACUCACCAACGGAGAUAUAGGGGCACCUGAUCAGCUGCUCCCCUACUUGGUAAUGGACAUCUUGGCCGAUUUCCCAGGUGUGCCUGGACUUUUUGUGGCAGCAGCGUACAGCGGUACCCUCAGCACAGUGUCAUCCAGCAUUAAUGCUCUUGUGGCUGUCACUGUGGAAGACUUCAUCAAAGCGCUCUGGCCCAGGACCUCCGAGAAGCUGCUGUUCUGGAUCUCCAUGGGUCUGAGUGUCUUUUUUGGGGCUUUAUGCAUUGGAAUGGCAGCCUUAUCUUCCUUAAUGGGUGGCAUUCUGCAGGCAGCACUCUCUAUUUUUGGAAUGAUCAGCGGACCACUGCUGGGCCUGUACCUGCUUGGAAUGCUCUUUCCCUGUGGGAAUACCACUGGAGGACUGACGGGUCUGAUCACAAGCCUGGUGUUGACACUGUGGGUAGGGAUUGGGGCACAGAUAUACCCACCCCUGCCUGAAAAGACAUUGCCCCUCUCCCUCAGCACAGACGGCUGCUUCUCCAAUCUCACACAGCAUCUUAACGGCAGCACUACCACCCCCUGGAGUAUAGGAGGAACACCUACAGCAGCUAGUUAUUCAGUUGAAAGACCUGCAAUUGCAGACAACUGGUAUUCACUGUCCUACCUGUACUUCUGCCCCUUGGGCACCUUGGUCGCCCUCAUCUUUGGCCUCUUCAUCAGCAUCAUUUCAGGAGGAUGUAAACAGAAGAAGGUCAAUCCUGAUCUUUUAAUCAGGAAGAGUGACCUUAUCUGUUUUACUUGCAACAAGGAAUCACCUCAGCUCUCAGUGGCAGAGUGGAAGGAGAAGUCAGAUGGCAAUUUGGCCAAAGGAAUAAGCAACCCUGCAUUCAAGAACACUGAACGCAACAUCCAGAUAAUUAUGGAGAAGAUGACCCGUCUGUGAAAGAACUAAUCAGACAAUCCAUUUGGGAACAAUGAGACCUAGAUCGGAGCAGAAAUCAUUUAUACUACCACUCUGUCAGUUAUGAUAGUUAGAAACAUCCAUUUGGGAUUUGCUCCAGAUUUUUUUUUUGGAUACUUUUUUGUUUGAAAGAACAAUCAAGCAAUCUGAAGAAUAGAAGUGAUAAAUGUUUGAGUGCUGGGUAGAAAAAGACUGCUGUUUAUAUCUGUCUUUACAAAGCAUGAGAAAUGUUUGUCAAGGAAUAAAAAAGUAUUUCCCAUACAAAGUCUAACUUAAAGUCACAUUGAGGAUCGAUAUAUAUAUACAGUGUUGCAGGGCUACUUGAUAAGCAGUGUGCCCAGUCCUAUUCUUUGAAAUACUUUUAUAUGACGCACUUUCAUUGUUAAUUGUUAUAUUCAAUAAUCUUCUGUUUAAGAUGAAUGUAUCAGUGAGGAGGGCCUGGAGAUGCUGCAGUGUAAGUGUAUAACAAUAACCUACUACAGGCAUUUUAAACUCGGAAUCACAAGAUCUGACAAUCUCAGUUGUCCAUUACAACAAUCAUACUGUACUUCCAUCCAUCCAUUUUCUCAGAGUUUUAUCCAAUACAGGGCCGCAGGGGAGCAAGAGCUUAUCCCAGCAAGCGACUGCCGCGAGACAUGAUACACCCUCAACAGGAUGUCACUCCAUCACAGGACACACACAAACAUGGACACUCUCACUCCAGGUCCAAUUUUCCCAGGAGCCAAUAACCUGCC